Molecule: messenger RNA, 198 nt
Organism: Sclerotinia sclerotiorum 1980 UF-70
Lineage: Eukaryota; Fungi; Ascomycota; Leotiomycetes; Helotiales; Sclerotiniaceae
Exons: 2
Coding region: 1-198 (65 amino acids)
Source: RefSeq, a predicted model, not a curated record
AUGGGAGGCGAUGGGAUGUAUAGUACGAAGCCGGUCCUCGAGAAAUCUUUGCGCCCCUUUCCGUGUGCCAAGCUCCGUGUCUUCGAGAUUCGGCGGAACUCGAAAAGCCUCUGUGAAUCGUACCUGGUCGCAUACAUGAGACGAGAUGCAAGACGUGCCGAAGACAAUGACAAGGAGAAGGUUCGAUUACAGAAUUAG